Phycomyces blakesleeanus NRRL 1555(-) is the source of this 516-nucleotide messenger RNA. RefSeq lists its product as hypothetical. The record is from RefSeq and is a predicted model, not a curated record. The coding region runs from base 1 to 516 and encodes 171 amino acids. The transcript is spliced from 8 exons. Lineage: Eukaryota; Fungi; Mucoromycota; Mucoromycetes; Mucorales; Phycomycetaceae.
AUGAUUUGCACAACUGCUUAUUUUCAUGACAAACUACGAGGAUAUCUGACUCUGGGUAUCACAUAUACAAAGCUACAAAGUACUUGUGGCGUCCAUUAUAAUACCUUGGGCUGUAUUAUGAUCAAUCUUACUCACGGGUAUUUUAAUCAAGAUUAUUACACCCAAAAAGACCAUAAAGGUACUUCUUCUAUUAGAUUUCCUGAAACCGCCACAUAUAGUAUACUUUUUUUGAGAGAAGACAAACCUUUUCAAUUUAAAGAAGAUGAGGAGUCCAACGAUGAGAAUGAAGCUGACAUUGUCGGUGUCAUAGUAUUUAAAGAUACGAUGGAUUCAGAUAAUAAUGAUACUUAUCAUAACAUUUGCCUUUUUGUAAUCCCAUAUUUGAAAAUGGAUGGUAUUCCUCAAGUCACUCAACUAAUGGCUCGAUUUGGUGUUGUCUUUCAAGCGUCUUACUUAUUUCAAGCAGGGGCGAUCUUCAACACUGAAAUUAUCCCAGCACUUUCUUGUUACCUGUGA